This is a messenger RNA of Trypanosoma rangeli, 2862 nucleotides long. RefSeq names its product putative copper-transporting ATPase-like protein. The coding region runs from base 1 to 2862 and encodes 953 amino acids. Gene Ontology annotation, cellular component: membrane. NCBI's taxonomy places the organism in Eukaryota, Euglenozoa, Kinetoplastea, Trypanosomatida, Trypanosomatidae. The transcript has a single exon. Gene Ontology annotation, molecular function: ATP binding; P-type divalent copper transporter activity; copper ion binding. The record is from RefSeq and is a predicted model, not a curated record. Gene Ontology annotation, biological process: copper ion homeostasis; monoatomic cation transport.
AUGACGGGUGCGAGCCACGAAGCUGGCGGCGACGGUAGAGACGUGCAAUCGUACGAGUUCCGCAUUGCCGCAACGUCACCUCGUCCUUCCCAGAGUGUGGUGGAGCUGGCACUGUCUUCGCUGCCUGGGGUGUCUGUGCUCGACGUCACCGUCAGGGAGGAGGAUGCGACGAUUGUCGUAAAGACGCCGUGGACGCGUGAGACGCUCGGGAGGAAGUUUUACGACGCCAUCACCGCACUUGGCUAUGUUAUUGCCGUAGAUGCUCCUGUGGAAAGCCAAUUUCUUAUUGAAGGCAUGUCAUGCGUGUCGUGUGCUGCACGGAUUGAGUCCCACGUGCGGAGUCUGCACGGUGUGGAGAAGGUGACGGUAAACUUUGCGACGAUGACUGCCCUCAUUCUGCAUCAUUCUCAGCUGUUGACGACCAGAGAUUUAAUGAACGAAAUUGGUGGUAUGGGAUACCGUGUUAGGCUGCGGUGGUUACGAGGAAACAAGAACAAGUCGCGAAGAAGUUCUUCAGGUUUUAUUGAGCAGAAGCUGAUUAUAGGUGGGCUAUCAUCAGCGGAGUCUGCGGCAUGGGUUCAGAUGUACAUCCAGCGCUUAAGUGGCGUAAAGGACUGCACCGUCAACUUCUUGACGGGGGAGUGUGUGGUGACGUUGGACCGGAAGGAUGUUCUUCUGUGUGUCGGGGAGGCAAUUGCCUCCAUGGGAUAUACAGUCGCCGUGUCGGAGUUGGACUGCGCCUCAGAUGGGGUGUUUGUUGAUGAUAUGCGGGAGGCCUUGGAGCGAACAAGAGAAAUUGCAGAGCACAAGGCGCGCUUUGUGGGUGCCGCGGUGCUGUCAACGCCGCUGGCACUUGUUAUGUUCCUCAUGGCGACAACCAAUGUGAUGAAUAACACGGGAAAGAUGUUUUUGUUGGAUCUUGUUCAGCUCUCUUUGACGACACUGAUUGUUUUCCACUAUGGUUCUGUGUUCUUUUACAAUGCAUGGCGGAGCCUGCGGCACGGGGAGAGUACGAUGGAUACGCUGGUUGUCAUUGGAUCUGGUUGCUCCUAUGUAUACUCUCUGGGGGCGUGUGUUAUGAUGCUUCUGACGGAGCGUCAUUUAGUCACAUAUUUUGAUGCCGCGGGUAUGCUAAUUACCUUUAUGCUGCUGGGGCGUUUUCUGGAGGCGCAGGCAAAGCGCAGUACAAGCGAUGCACUCAUUGAGCUAAUGAACUUGGCGCCGCCUGUCUCCAUCGUUGUAACCGCGCAAGGUGACAUAACAAUACCGUCCUCGAUGGUGGAAAAGGGAAUGCGGCUCCGCGUGCUAGCUGGGGACCGGAUGCCUGUCGACGGCACCGUUGUGGAGGGAAUCUCAGAUGUGGAUGAGCAGAUGGUGACGGGUGAGGUUGUCCCCAAGACAGUAGGCCCAGGUUCUACCGUGAUUGGGGGGACAACAAACAUGACGGCAAUGCUGGUGGUGGAGGCAAACAAAAUUGGGGAUGAAACGAUGCUGUCGCAGAUUUUGCGCUGCGUACAAGAGGCACAGAACACCAAACCCGAAAUUCAACGCAUUGCCGACAGAAUAGCCGCGUAUUUUGUUCCUUUUGUUAUCGGCUUUGCAGUGACUGUCCUUUUUAUUUGGCUUUUUCUUGGUGCUUUCAAUAUGUACCCGCCGAUGUGGCGCAGGGAGAAGGAGACCAUCGUCAUGUUUGCGUUUGAAUUCUUCAUUGCUUCCGUGGUGGCGGCGUGCCCCUGUGCCUUGGGGCUUGCAACGCCGACUGCCAUCAUGGUGGGUACCGGCGUCGGAGCGAAGACGGGGAUUUUGGUAAAGUCUGGGAAAACGCUUGAGGCCGUGCACCGAUCUCGCUGCAUUGUCUUUGACAAGACGGGCACCAUCACCAAUGGGCGGUUGGAGGUUGUCUUUAGGAUGUGCUGGGGUGACAACGUCGAUGAGGUCAUAAAGAUGGUGGGGUUUGUAGAGCGGCUCUCAAGCCACCCUGUGGCAAAGGCUCUGGUCAAAGGGAUUUCUGAGGUGGGCCCGGAGGUCGUGUACGAUGUGGUGUCUUCUAAAACCCACAGUGGCCUUGGUGUUGAGGCCGUUAUUCGUCGUGGACCCGCCGGAGCCGAGGUGCGGGUGCAUGUCGGCAAUUUUGCGAUGAUGCGGAGGGCCAAGGUGGAGGUUCCCUUAGAAGUUGAACAGGCAAUGCGGCAGCAGAAUAGCCAGGGCAGAACCAUCGUUAUCGGCGCCGUGGAUGGUGUGGCGCGGCUUGUGGUUGCACUCGCGGACCAGCCCAAGGAGGAGGCUUCAAGGAUCGUAAACGUUUUGUAUCAACAGGGCAUCCAUGUACUAUUGGUAACAGGGGACAACAAGAAUGUGGCAGUGCGUGUGGCAAAUACAGUUGGUAUCCCACCCGAAAACGUCUACGCUGAGACGCUUCCGCCAACAAAAGCCAGCAUAGUACGGCAACUGCAGUCGGAGGGUCACUGCGUCAUCUUUGUCGGUGACGGAAUCAAUGAUAGCCCGGCGCUGGCACAGGCUGAUGUUGGGAUUGCUCUUGGUGCUGGAACUCAAAUCGCCAUUGAAGCUGCGGAUGCAGUGCUUGUAAGCAACAGCCUCGUUGAUAUCCUCAACCUGCAGGCUCUUUCCGUCGCUACUGUCCGACGCGUAUACGGCAAUUUUGUAUGGGCAUUUGGCUACAAUUUAUGCAUACUUCCUUUUGCAAGCGGAAUGUUAUACCCUUUCCUCCAUGUGAGGUUACCGCCCAUACUGGCUAGUGCGGCAAUGGUGCUUUCCAGCAUAACUGUUCUUCUGUCCAGCCUGUCAAUUAAGUGUUUUAGACCCUACAGGCCAGAGCAGUUUGUCCCGCCGUCACAGCAGUAG